AACAACACAGUAUAUACAGUCAGUCAGUCAAUCAGUGAAGACUCAGACGGACAGUCAGCCAGACUGAGUAAGGGAGUGAGAGAGUGAGAGCAGCGAGUGUAGAACCGUGGAAGCGCUGCUAGAAUGGUGGCGUCCACGGGACAGUGCUUCUUGCUCUUCUUGGUGGCAUUGUUCCCGACUUUCGAUUGUGGAACUGCCACCAGGGCAUCUUUAGAAAAUGUAGUUUACAGCUUAGAGAAACUAGUCGGAUAUUACAGGUUGAAUUAUAAGCGAAUUAACCUCGAUGGUUUAUACGGACUGCGGAUUCUCGAAGGUCAACUGCUGCUGAUAGUGUCUGAGCAGGAUAAUGGUCAGCUGAAUCAUAUCUCUCCUUCGCUCCUCAGCCGUUUGAAGAUACUUCAGAGGCACACGACGAACAUAUGCAAGGAAGCUAUUGAGUUUGUACGCAUGGAUGAGGAAACAUAUUAUCAGAAACUGAAGUAUCUUGUGGAAAGGCCAUGGAUGGUUUUCAAAAAGGAUAGGAAAGUUUCUGAAUCACUUCGCUGGAGUCCUGAUUAUUAUAAACGUGGAAAGGAAUUGUAUGGAGAAAUUGAAGAAAAUACAAGUGAUAACUGCAUGCAAGAAUUAAUCGGUUCCAGUGAACAUCCUCGAUGUUCUAUCAGCAACAAAUGUGCCCAGAUAAUGACCUGUCGAGGUUUGAUGGAAUAUUCCAUAACUCACCAGUUAUUGUGGUUGAUGCUAGCUGAACAGGUUGGUUGUCUUGCAGAAUUGAACAGAGUACUGAAGUUGGCCAAUUUCAAAGACCAUGAGCAACUACAAGUAGAAUUCUGUUCCAACAACUUUUUUGAAAUGAAAAACCUGGUUCAUGGUUAUAUGUCUGGAACUAUUCUUCCUAUGUACCAGGAUCUAUUCAUGGAGCAACAAUUUGUUUGCCCAAGUAUUGGAUUUUAUGAAUUUUUACACUUGAAUUAUCUGCAGCAGAUUCUAUCUUGGCAAAAAGAAAGUGGUUGUUUUGGUAUAAUGCCACCAGUGAAACCUAAAAACCUCAAAGAGAAUUUCUUUACCAAUAAAAAGUUUGAGGAAUAUUAUUAUGAUCAGAAUGAUGCAAGUAUAAAAGAUAAGACAGAAAUGAAGGAGCCGAAACCUCUGAAUUUUCCAGAACACAAGGCUGCUUCCAUUCGUUUUGUAAAUAGAUUAACAGCUCCUACAGGAAUCCUAAACAUUGUGAAAACUAUAACAAACAAACCCCAAAAUUUAUUAAUACAACCAAUGCCAGCUAAACUUGUACAGAAAAUCUCAAAUAAUAAACUUUCUGACAUUGGUGUAGACCCGUUGAAGCCCAUUUUAAUGAAUGCAUCCCAUAAACCAGACAAAAAUGUUGCUAUUGUGAAUUUACAAGACUCAAAUAAAGUAAAAAAUCAAAGUGAAAUCCAUUUACAGCUUGUGCAACCCAUGGAUCAGAGGAUUAAACCACAAGCUCAGCGUAGACUUCUGAUGGAAAAAGAGCUAAGUGGUGGCUGUCUGAGUCACAAGACUGCUGUUGCCAGUGGAGCUUUGGUGAUUUACUUAAACUUCUUGCUUCACCACAGUCUGGAUCAGCUGAACCAUUCUGAUACUGUUUGGCAUUCAGUGAACCAGCGUCUUUUGUUAAAUACUGCUUCAAAAACCACCACCAAUUCCUUGCCUCCAAUACUUCAGCCUGGCCAGUUAAAGAAGGUUCAGCCAGUUUUUCCCAAUGAACAGAAACCAGUACCAUUGGGUGUUGAUUCCAGUUCCUUUGUCCAACAAGAAACUGUCAUUAAGAAAAGCUUCCAAGAACCAGUUCUUGGAGACAUGGGAAUAGACAGAGAUAAUAAAAAAGACGGCGUCCAGGAAGAUGACUAUGAAGAGUAUGAAAAUGAUAAGUUUCUGAAUGAAAAUUACAGAGACAAGAAAGUGGUCCAUUUUGGCAAUAAUAAAGAAUCAUUGAAAGCCUUGGAUGAAAAUGGUGACGGUUAUGAUGACGACAGCCUAGAUGAGGAAGAUGAAGAUGGUGACUACACUUACUAUGAUGAAAAUGAAGAAGAUACCGCACGUCAGGAAAAAAUAAACAAGCAACAAAAAUUCUUGCAAAAUUUGGCACCUGACAAGAAACAAAUUUUACCUCGAAUUGCACGUAACUCUGGUUUUCAUGGACGAUCUUCGCAGGAAAACCAAGAGACUUUUGGAAAUAAUUCCUCACCGACAGGAAUUAUUUUAAUUACAGUAGUUUUCAUAAUAACUGUUUUACUUUUACUUAUGUAUAGAUUUAUCAAAAAACGAAGAAUUCAUAUCAGAUAUAACCCUAGGACAUUUCUGAAAUUAUAAACCAUUUGAGAAGAAAAGACUUUGGUAGAUAAUUUUUGAUAAAUGGGUGUCUGGUACAUUUUAUUUUAUUUUAUUUUAUUUUAUUUCAAAUCCCUUCCAUGCUCCACA
Molecule: messenger RNA, 2454 nt
Organism: Octopus bimaculoides (California two-spot octopus)
Lineage: Eukaryota; Metazoa; Mollusca; Cephalopoda; Octopoda; Octopodidae
Cellular component (GO): cytosol; membrane
Source: RefSeq, a predicted model, not a curated record